Messenger RNA from Emiliania huxleyi CCMP1516, 246 nucleotides. RefSeq lists its product as hypothetical. NCBI's taxonomy places the organism in Eukaryota, Haptophyta, Isochrysidales, Noelaerhabdaceae. The transcript has a single exon. The record is from RefSeq and is a predicted model, not a curated record. The annotation marks the transcript as partial.
UCCAAGCCCAAGCGCGGCUUGUCGUCCUUCAUGCUCUGGCAGAACGCGAACCGCGCGGCCAUCAAGGAGGAGCACCCAGACGCCAAGAUGACCGAGAUUGGCAGCAUUGCUGGCGCCAAGUGGAGGGAGAUGGAUGCCAAGGCUAAGGCACCGUGGGAUGCCAAGGCUAAGGCGGACAAAGCGCGCUACCAGGCCGAGGUGGAGGCAUACGAGGCCUCACAGCGCGCCUCGGCCGCCGACUCCGAA